AGUGAGAGGAAGGCGGGGACGGUAGCAGGUCGUGGUCCUCGCGGUUUGGGUUGGAGGUUAGAGGCAGGGCCAGUAGCUGGGGGAGAAAUCAGGUCGUGCUGGCCACGGCUGGUGGGGCCUGGGGACCAUGCCCUGGAGCAGCUGGAAAUUUAAAAUUGUUUGGAGUCCACACUGAUUCCAACCAUGGGUUUGUCAGCCUCUACCCCUGCUGUUCCAGUUCAGACCUCAAAUGCUUCAGAUCAUCAGACAGCAUCACCGCCUUCAGGAUGCCCAAUGCAUGAAGGGAAAAUGAAAGGCUGUCCAAUGAAUGCAGAACCCUCUGGUCCAACCUGUGAGAGCAAAACAUACUCUGUGCCUGCCCACCAAGAUCGUGCAUAUGAGUAUGUGGAGUGUCCUGUUACAGGCGCUGCUGCUAAGAAUAAGGAGAACCUGGAUCCUUCAAAUCUGAUGCCACCACCUAAUCAAACACCAGCUCCAGAUCAGCCCUUUGCAUUGUCUACCGUCAGAGAGGAGUCAUCCAUUCCACGAGCAGAUUCAGAGAAAAAGUGGGUUUAUCCUUCCGAACAGAUGUUCUGGAAUGCAAUGUUAAGGAAAGGGUGGAAGUGGAAGGAUGAGGAUAUUAGUCAGAAAGAUAUGUAUAAUAUCAUUAAAAUUCACAAUCAGAACAAUGAACAGGCCUGGAAGGAGAUUUUGAAGUGGGAAGCUCUUCAUGCUGCGGAGUGCCCUUGUGGUCCAUCCUUGAUCCGAUUUGGAGGGAAAGCAAAACAGUAUUCACCAAGAGCAAGAAUUCGUUCCUGGAUGGGGUAUGAGCUGCCUUUUGACAGGCACGAUUGGAUCAUCAACCGCUGUGGCACAGAAGUUAGAUAUGUUAUAGAUUAUUAUGAUGGUGGUGAAGUCAACAAGGACUACCAGUUCACCAUCUUGGACGUCCGCCCUGCCUUGGAUUCGCUUUCAGCAGUAUGGGACAGAAUGAAAGUUGCUUGGUGGCGCUGGACAUCAUAACCACUGUUUUGUUUGUGAUGCAAAGUAUAAACUAUUUUUUUUUCUGAGAGAUACAUUAAACUAUUUUCCCCAAACUGAACUGCACUCAUGAUGUAACGGGAACUUCAAGUGGGUCAUACACUUCAUCCUCCACUUAGCAAAGGGCCCCUGCUCCAUUCAGUUUUGAGCUGCAUUUUGCCUUGCAGUUUAUAGCAAAUAGUUCUAAGUUUUCUUCCCGUUUGGUUUAAGUGGGAAGCAGUCCCUCAGUUUGUCCGUUAGCUGCAAUAUUGCCUAUGUAUUUCAUCUAGAAAAGUCUGAAAAACCUCUGAAAAAGUUUUUUAGAAAGUGAGGAAAGCUGCUUUUUUCUUACCAUUUUCUCAGGAAUAUUUGAGAGGUAAAACCUGAAAGCCAGUGUACUGCUAAUGAGCUUUUACCUGGUCAAAUCUUUUAACUAAAAUCAUUUAUUAUAAAUAAGCAAUAUCUUUUUAAAAAGAGACUAUUAUUUCUGAAGUCCCUACAAUUUAGUAGAGACCUUGAACAAAAUGCAAAGCCAUACCCUUGCACUCCAACAAGACUAAGGCGUGUCUUGGCUCUCAAUUCUUAUUUAUAUGCAUUUUUCAGACUGGGCCUUGUUAAAGAAGUUUCAACUCACCAUGAGGUGCUGAUGCAUAUGCUUUGAAACAUAUAUUUUAAUUUUUAAAAUAUUUUCCUGUUGUUCUGAUAUGUAACUCUGCUUCCCCAAACAGGUCUCUUCAUUGUCCCUGGAAUUUAAAGUUAUCCCAACUUUGAGUCCCAUUCCUUCCUCCAUUGGAAGCCUUCCUUCUGGUUGGCUUAAUCCGGAUUUAAAAGUCUGGCUCAAGUCACAGUGCCAGUGAUUAUAUUUAGCUGAGUAUUAACAUUCACAAGAAGAGUAUUUUUCUCAGAUGUAGUUAUGUUUGCAUUAAUUCACUGUCUCAAUUUUUAUGUUUUAAAGAAGCUUUAAGCUUGGUGUUGAAAUUCCUUGUAUCAGUAACCCCAAAACUGAUUGUUCUAAUUAUAACAGCAUGUUACAAAUGACUGUUUUUUAAAGUGUUGAUAAUAUUAAAUCCUUUAAUUUAUCCUGAA
Messenger RNA from Marmota monax (woodchuck), 2085 nucleotides. RefSeq names its product holocytochrome c-type synthase. The record is from RefSeq and is a predicted model, not a curated record. Gene Ontology annotation, biological process: cytochrome c-heme linkage. Gene Ontology annotation, cellular component: mitochondrion. Lineage: Eukaryota; Metazoa; Chordata; Mammalia; Rodentia; Sciuridae. The coding region runs from base 184 to 1002 and encodes 272 amino acids. Gene Ontology annotation, molecular function: holocytochrome-c synthase activity. The transcript has 7 exons.